AUGUUCGCUGCUACUCUGCGCACCAGUAUGCCCCGCACUGCUGCCCGUGCCGCAGCACAGAGAACAACGGCAGUCGCACACCACCUCAUGUCCACAGCAGCCGCGUCCCCAGCCCCCGAACAGGAGCCCACUGUUCUUUUCGAAUCGAAUGGCUCCUUGCGAACGUACAUUCUCAACAGACCAAAGAAGCUUAAUGCUCUUGACGAGCCCAUGCUUUCAAUCCUGCGCCCGAAGAUAGAGGAAUGGAGUGCUUCCGAUCUCUGCGGGACUAUCGUUGGACGGGGAAACGGCCGAGCUUUCUGUAGUGGCGGUGAUGUUGCUAGUGUUGUGCAAAAUGCGUCAGAUCCAGCUACAAUUCCCCAUGCAAUUGACUACUUCAAACGCGAGUUUGAAAUGGAUUACAUCCUCGCGGCUCUGAAGAAGCCCUAUGUUGCAGUGCUUGACGGCAUGACAAUGGGUGGCGGUGUGGGCCUUGCGGCGAAUGCGCCUUUCCGGAUUGCAACGGAAAAGACGGUCUUUGCGAUGCCGGAAACGAAAAUAGGCUACUGCCCUGACGUAGGCGCUAGCUAUUUCCUGUCGCGAAUGGAUGGAGAACUUGGCACGUAUCUAGCACUUACCUCGGACACGUUGUCUGGCAGGGCGGUCUUUGAGCAUGGGCUUGCCACGCACUACAUCCCCUCCAGGCGAAUCCCUUUGCUCCUUGAUCGGCUGGCUGAGCUCGACAAACCCCAUGCGAGCGUCAUCGAUCGAACCCUCGAGGAUCUGUCCGCCGAACGCGAGCCCACGGAGGCUGCGCCGCCGUUUGUGGGUGCCAAACGCGCUGCGUUGGAUCACGCUUUCCGUCAUAACACUGUUGAACGCAUUGUUGCGGAUCUCGAAGCGUACGCCGCCCAGGGUGAAGACGCUGAGGUUAAGCAAUGGGCUUCGGACACGUUGGCGCUACUUCACCUACGUAGCCCGACGAGUCUAAAAGUCUCUUUGGAAGCUAUCCGCCGGGGCAAGCGGCAGACGCUCUUCAAGGCGCUGGAAAUGGAACUCAAAAUAGCUACAGCAUUCUGCCGGGGUGCCAGUCCAGAUUUCCUGACGGGUGUCAAGGCCGUGCUUGUCACGAAGAGCAAGGACAAACCGGAAUGGUCACCUACGAGCUUGAAGGAGGUGACUCCCGAGAUUUUGUCUAGGUUCUUCGACCCCCAGUCGCCCUACCUGGCGGAUGCUCCCAAGCUUGACUUCCCAGAGGAACAGACGUCAGCCAAGCUCGGAAACCCGCUCAAGUAUGCCCUGCCGACUGAGGAAGAGAUCGCGUCUGUUGUGAUUGGAUCGCACGGGUCUGCAGGAGGGAACUUGGGUCUGCGAUUCGAGGAGGUGGUGGCUCGGUUCGCAGAGCUGCGGGGAGGGAAGCUGGGGGUGAAGGAGAAGGUGACGGAGGUGGUGAACCGACGGUGCGAGCUGACGGACAACGCCGAUGGGAAUUUCGUCUGGCUGAAGUGGAAGCACCUGCCGAAGUGA
This is a messenger RNA of Cyclocybe aegerita, 1506 nucleotides long. Lineage: Eukaryota; Fungi; Basidiomycota; Agaricomycetes; Agaricales; Hemipholiotaceae. The record is from the annotation of a GenBank genome assembly.